AUGGCUGCGCCCUUCAGCAGACGAGUAUCUUCAACUUGUAGCAGUCUUCGUUUUCGAACUGGUUGUUUGAAACCCAGACUGACUCGAAUAAUUCAGUUGCUGGUGCCUAAAGCUGGUGAAUAUAGCACGCAGUCAAAAGAGUUUAAUGGAGCAGAAACGCAUUUUGGGUUUCAAUCGGUGGCAGAAGAUGAAAAAGAAAAUAAAGUGUACGAAGUAUUUGAGAAUGUGGCCUCUAAAUACGACAUGAUGAAUGAUGCAAUGAGCGGGGGUGUUCACAGAAUAUGGAAGGACAUCUUCUUGGAGCGGUUUGCACCAUCGCCAGGGACCAAGCUACUGGAUGUUGCUGGUGGAACUGGUGACAUUGCUUUUAGAUUCCUGAAGUACGUUGAUGCACCGGCUCACAUUUCCACACAACAGGACUUUGGAAUUCCCAAAGAUGCAGCAUCUCGAGUUCUCAAGAAGAUUUGUCGUCAGCGUCAUCAUCAUCUGAUGAUGAAAGUACAAAGGUCUAGUCAGAAUCAUCGUUUAGACACACCUGUACUACCAGAUGACGAUAGCAGCCACGUAAUAGUGUGUGACAUUAAUCAAGCUAUGUUGGAUGUGGGCAGACAGAGGGCAAAACAGUUGGGCUUUACGUCAGGAAUAUCCUGGCUGCAAGCGAAUGCUGAGAAUCUACCGUUGCCAGAUAAUCUGUUUGAUGCCUACACUAUUGCCUUUGGAAUUCGUAACUGUACACAUGUACAGAAAGUUCUGGAUGAAGCCUACCGCUUGUUAAAGCCUGGGGGACGGUUCUUGUGCCUGGAGUUUAGUGAAGUCAAGAAUCCUUUGUUGCGGAGUAUCUAUGACAGUUACUCAUUUCAAGUGAUUCCUGUCAUGGGACAGCUGAUUGCUGGUGACUGGAAGUCAUACCAGUAUCUGGUCGAAAGUAUACGACAGUUUCCCAAUCAGGAAGAUUUUGCGGCAAUGAUCAGAGCAGCUGGCUUCAGAAUGGUCUCCUACGAAAACUUGACAUUUGGUGUGACUGCAAUUCAUUCGGGCUUCAAGAUCUGA
Molecule: messenger RNA, 1050 nt
Organism: Candidula unifasciata
Lineage: Eukaryota; Metazoa; Mollusca; Gastropoda; Stylommatophora; Geomitridae
Source: the annotation of a GenBank genome assembly